Trichoderma harzianum CBS 226.95 is the source of this 1192-nucleotide messenger RNA. RefSeq lists its product as hypothetical. The coding region runs from base 236 to 1000 and encodes 254 amino acids. The record is from RefSeq and is a predicted model, not a curated record. The transcript has a single exon. NCBI's taxonomy places the organism in Eukaryota, Fungi, Ascomycota, Sordariomycetes, Hypocreales, Hypocreaceae.
CUGCCUUAUAUAACGACAGCCGUUUGUUCGUCUUGUAGAUUCUUUUCCGUAGCAUUGUCCAUCAUCUUUAAUCUUAAUUCGCCCCAUUUACGUGUUUUUCAUCAAGUGCUACUGUGUCUGAUAAGACUCAAGUUUCUUCUUCUUACAGAGUAUUCCGACUUAUCCACCCGCUGACUACGUUUGAUAACAACCACCUCAACUCUUCACACACCCCACAACCACAACCUCCAUCACAAUGCAUAUCAUCCUGACAGGCGCCACUGGCUUGGUGGGCAGCUCCGUCCUGGACGCCAUGAUCAAGGCCAAAGACAUUACCAAAAUCUCCAUUCUCAGCCGCAAGCCCAUACGCAUGGUUGAGGACGCCAAAGAUCCCCGAAUCAACGUCAUCCUCCACCAGGACUUUGAGAAGUACGACUCAAAGGUGCUAGAACAACUUCAAGGCGCAAAAGCUUGCGUCUGGGCCCUCGGUAUCAGCCAGACCAAAGUCAAUGCCCAAGAAUACGUCAAAAUCACCAAGGACUACACCCUCGCCGCUGCAAAGUCCUUUUCUACGCUCACAACCUCACCAUCAGAACCGUUCCGCUUCAUCUAUGUAUCGGGUGAAGGCGCUACGCAGAAGCCGGGCCGCUUCUCUGCCAUUUUUGCUCGGGUCAAGGGAGAAACGGAGACGGAGCUGGGUAAUUUGACGGCUUCGAAUCCGACGAGCAUCCAAGCGGAUUCAGUGCGACCAGCUUUCGUGGAUCCAAGGGAGCACAAGGCUAUUCUGCCAUAUAUUCCGGACCCAGGAGCGCUGUACAAGGUUAGCGUUGCGGCGCUGUCGCCCUUUAUCGGCUUGAUGAAGGGGAUGCAUUCGCCGACGGAACACCUGGGAGACUUCUUGACCAGGAUGGCCAUGGGGAAAGUGGAUUCGCAGCUGGAGGGGCCGGGAGCAUUUAAACUGGGCGGCUCGUGGGUUAUCGAGAAUGUUGGUUUCAGGAGGAUCAUGGGAUUGUCGGGGUAAGAAUUUGAAAUCUGGAGAAGGCGCACAAUCGGAGAACGUUGGAUGUCGCUGGCAACUCACACCCUUUGGGGAUAUAUACCUAUGGAGAGCAGUGGCCUUUGUAUUUUUAGCUAUUCACUUUGUCGGAACAGGAUCUAGGAUUAAGCUUAUUUAUUUAGUCUAUACCAUUACCACCAUGCAUAUCGUUUCCAC